Solanum dulcamara is the source of this 927-nucleotide messenger RNA. RefSeq lists its product as uncharacterized. The transcript has 5 exons. The coding region runs from base 108 to 800 and encodes 230 amino acids. The record is from RefSeq and is a predicted model, not a curated record. NCBI's taxonomy places the organism in Eukaryota, Viridiplantae, Streptophyta, Magnoliopsida, Solanales, Solanaceae.
AUAUUGGCAGAAUCAUGGACACAACGUGACAAUUUUUUUUGCCAUAAAUAAAUAAAUAUAUAUGUUGCUUAGUGGGUCUGCCAUUUUUGCAUAAGAAAUUAGAACUUAUGGAAAAAGAAUCAGAGAUAAAGACAUUAAGAAUUCUCUGUCUUCAUGGCUUUAGAGGAAGUGCUGAAAUCUUCAAGAAAUUGGUACUCCGGUGGCCGGAAUCCGUCACCGGAAAAUUAGAUUUGGUAUUUUUGGAUGCACCUUUUCCGGCUCAGGGAAAAUCUCCACUUGAAGGUUUUUUUGAUCCUCCUUACUUUGAAUGGUUUCAAUCAAAUAAGGAUUUCACAGAGUUUUACAAUUUUGAAGAAUGCCUCGACUAUAUAGAAGAUUUUAUGUUAAAGAAUGGACCUUUUGAUGGUCUACUUGGUUUUUCACAGGGAGCUGUUUUAGGUGCAGCAAUUCCAGGCAUGCAAAGGGAAGGAGUGGCUCUAACAAAAGUUCCAAAAAUAAAGUUUGUGAUACUAAUAUCAGGGGCUAAAUUUGGAGGACCAACUUAUGGGAUACCAAAAUUGGCUGCAAAUGCAUUUUCAUCUCCAAUUAACUGCCCAUCCCUUCACUUCUUAGGAGAGGCAGAUUUCCAGAGAAAAGAUGGUGAAGUUCUGCUGGAGUGUUUUGUGGAUCCACAAGUGAUUCACCAUUCUAAAGGACAUACCAUACCCAAACUAGAUGAUAGCAGCCUUGAAAUAAUGCUUGGAUUUAUAGAAAAAAAUUCAACAACUUUGAGACAGGGCACGAGUUUAUCGACAGUAUGAAUUAUUCUCAAAUGUUAUUUUGUUUUCUGAUAUGUUUCUUUGUUGUUGCUUAACUUACAUGUAAUAUUUUCUCCGUCUCAAAAUACUUAUUGUAUUUAAUAAAGAAGGAUAUUUGACUGUUUUAUUA